Pogona vitticeps (central bearded dragon) is the source of this 1193-nucleotide messenger RNA. The record is from RefSeq and is a predicted model, not a curated record. NCBI's taxonomy places the organism in Eukaryota, Metazoa, Chordata, Lepidosauria, Squamata, Agamidae.
AUGUUUAGUAAUCGGAGAGGCAGGCCAGGAGGAGGGAAGGCGACUGGAUCAAGGCCACUGGGGGUGGAGUGGGGUGGAUUCAGGAGAAAGGCAGAGGCUGCUGCUGCUGGUGAUUCGAACCCAGGUCCCCUCCCAACCACCCAUCCUGGUCCUUCCAAUUGUCAUGCUAAGCCCUUCUUUCCUCUCCUGACCAGCCAGAAGGAGGCCCAGGCCAUCGAUCAAGAACUCUUUGAGGAGUACAAGUUCAGCGUGGACCAGCUGAUGGAGCUGGCCGGGCUGAGCUGCGCCACCGCCAUCGCCAAGGCUUACCCGCCCAGCAGCUUCACCGUCAGCCCGCCGUCUGUCUUGAUCAUUUGUGGGCCCGGAAACAACGGAGGAGACGGGCUCGUCUGUGCUCGGCACCUAAAAAUGUUUGGUUAUGAGCCGACACUGCAUUACCCGAAACGCCCCAGUAAGCCGCUCUUUGAAGGUUUAACCACCCAGUGUGAGAAAAUGGACAUCCCGUUCUUAUCAGAGUUUCCUUCAGAAGCGGCGCUGAUUGACGAGGUCUACGGCCUGGUGGUGGACGCCAUCUUUGGGUUCAGCUUCCAAGGGGCAGUGCGGGAGCCCUUCGGCUCGAUCCUGAGCACGCUGGAGAAAGUCACCAUCCCCAUCGCCAGCAUCGAUAUCCCAUCGGGGUGGGACGUGGAGAAGGGAAACCCGGACGGGCUGCAGCCGGAUCUGCUGGUCUCUCUCACGGCGCCCAAGCAGGCGGCCAAGCACUUCGCCGGGCGCUACCAUUUCCUGGGAGGCCGCUUCGUCCCUGCAGCGCUGCAGGAGAAAUACGCAUUGAACCUGCCCCCGUACCCGGAGACGGAUUGCGUCCUGCGGCUGCCCUGAGCCCCUGCGUCGCGGGAUGGGGGCCGAGGCGGGAAGAGAAAGGAAGGCUGGUGGGCGGAAGUCCAGACGGUUCCCUGUUUGGUUUUGGGGGAUGGGGGCUGGUGAAAAGCCGGUCCAGCUCUCCAUAGAGGGACCUGCUUUUUACUCGAUCUAGCUAUUCAGAGGCAAGAAGCCGAACGGCUUAAGCCAAACGCCCGAGGAGAGGUCAGGCCAAGAGGGAAAGGGGUCUUUGCAAACCUCUUAAACCUGCUUAAGUGGAGGGGCUUGGUUAGAUCCGGGCUGACCAGCAAAGAGGACCAAGGCCAGAUCCAGAG